AUGAUGAAGAGGGUACCAUCGCCCAAAUAUGCAGCAAUUACGAUUGCUAUGGUAUGCCUGUGGGCUAUUGCUGAGUGUGUUCCCGAUACCACCCUCAUGAACGCUCUCUGCAACGCUGGUGUCUUCACCUCCGGCGAUCCUUUCUCCAUCAGCUUAGACUAUGUUCUUCAAGAACUCCAGACGGUGACGUCAACGAGGACAACUUACGAUUACCCCAACAUUUCUCCUUAUCCCAAUGCCUUUGCCUAUGGACAUGCUUCCUGUAACACCAAUCUCACCACCUCUGACUGCAAUACCUGUCUUGCUGCUGCCAAAACGGCCUUGUUCGGGACGUGUCAGAAUCGGAUUGGGGCUCGCUCCUUGCUUCGUGAUUGUACUCUCAGGUUGCAGUCCGAGGAUUUGGAUUCAUCUCGUCAGGAACCGCACGACCUGUUUUAUUUUAAUCUUUAUUAA
This is a messenger RNA of Prosopis cineraria, 453 nucleotides long. Its product is annotated as antifungal protein ginkbilobin-like protein. Gene Ontology annotation, cellular component: plasmodesma. NCBI's taxonomy places the organism in Eukaryota, Viridiplantae, Streptophyta, Magnoliopsida, Fabales, Fabaceae. Bases 1 to 453 code for a protein of 150 amino acids. The transcript is spliced from 2 exons. The record is from RefSeq and is a predicted model, not a curated record.